CUUCAAUUGGUUACCCUAACUGCUUUAUGGAGGGAACUUACACAGGCUUCAAGUAUACGUCAUAUUCCAUAUAUCCAUGUUACAAGAUGUAACAUCAUAUCAAUAAUGUACUAAUUUCUUCAUAUCUUGAACUGGCUGUACCGCGCAUGCGCCAGGAACUAUGUCAGGGACGGAACAUGGCACAUCAGCCAAGGUCACUCGUGUUUAGUUGUCACAGACGUGUGGAAGGUAUCUCCAGUUUGGUACUAUGAAUUUUACUCCACCGUUCGCGAGGUCUCCAGCAUGCAGUAUAGAACCGUUAGAUGACUACGAGGCACCCAGAGCACCGCUGCUCCGCCAAGUAUCCCUUGACGAGGAACGCCAGGAUGACUGCCAGGGUCACUGGAGAGGUCCCUACCUCGAAGGGGAGGAGGAGGAAAAAGGAGUGAGGCUGUUCAGAGCAAUGCUAUUGCAGCAUUUGAGGCUAGAGGACAUACGGCCUCCGCCGUGUUUGCUGGUCCCUGCUAAUCCUGAUCAGAGGCCAUGGUACUCAUGCGAUGAUCUUCAUUGUUUUAUCAGAGGCUGGUGGAUGUACUGGCGAGAUUGGCGCGCGUUAGAAAAGGCGGCCAAACGGUUUAGGGAAACAAAAGCGUGGGCCAGACUGGCAGCCAGAGCUGAACACAUACCCUUGCUGAGUCUGGAUGAGGUGGCCUUUGAAGAUAUUAUGCAGGAAUUGUGCCAUGCGUGUGUGCACCUCGAGCAGAGAGCGCUAGUGAUCCUCGCGUUCCUUUGUGAAGUUUGUGCACGAGCGGUGCGCGUGGGCGGCUGGUGUCGCGCAGCGGACUGGGCGGCGCGACACGUGGCACAGUGCGCGACGCCGUGGGCGAUACGGCACGGCGGCUGGAGUAACGUAGUCGAAAAAGCCAGUGGCACUCGAAGAGAUGACACCCUCCUCGCCGGUGCUGCGAUAGCUGCCCUGCUUGCAUUCCUACUCUUUUGUAGAACGAGACUCCGCGUCACUUUGUAUUAAUAACUCAUAACAGACUGUAUUCGAGUUGGUUUUUUAUCUGUGGUAUUGGUAGUAAAUGGUUUAGAAUGUUUUGGAUGUGUCGCUGCUAAGUUAUCUUAAUAUAUCUGUACCUUCACCAACCGUUUAAUUGAAGUCUAGCCUCUUUGAAAUGGUCUUGUUUAGCUUUUGAGUAAUGACCUGAAUCAUAUUCUUGAGAAUGAAAUGUAAACGAGGCUAGAAUCAAACAUCUUAUUAA
Colias croceus (clouded yellow) is the source of this 1244-nucleotide messenger RNA. RefSeq lists its product as uncharacterized. The transcript is spliced from 6 exons. NCBI's taxonomy places the organism in Eukaryota, Metazoa, Arthropoda, Insecta, Lepidoptera, Pieridae. Bases 248 to 1009 code for a protein of 253 amino acids. Gene Ontology annotation, biological process: regulation of apoptotic process. The record is from RefSeq and is a predicted model, not a curated record.